CAUCAAUCACUUGCUGAUAUUGCUGGAACGAACUUCUCACAUCCCAUUGCUCAUAUCGUGUGGCUGUAACAUUCUCUUUCUCAUCCUUUGGGUGAACAAGCUUUUCGCUUAAGCCGGUCCUUUGAAACCUUACGGGACAAAGAUCUGGGCAAGGCCCCAACUUCACGCACCAUGAUGUUCGACAACAUCAUGUCUCCCGGCGUAUCAGGUCAGCCAACUUCCAUGAUGACGAGCGAUCAUGAUGUCUACCAAAAUCCUCUCAACUCGAGAUACUGCUCGACGGAGAUGAAGUACAUCUUCUCUCCUCGCAAUCGAUUCAGUACCUGGCGACAACUAUGGGUCUACCUUGCCGAGUCAGAAAAGGAGCUCGGUCUUCCCAUCUCGGACAUGGCAAUUCAGCAGAUGAAGGAGCACGUCCGCAUUGAGGGCGACGAGUUCGGGGCUGCUGCCAUUGAGGAGAAGCGCAGGCGUCACGAUGUCAUGGCUCACGUCCACACGUAUGGUAUGGUAGCGCCCGAGGCCGAGAAAAUUAUUCACUGGGGAGCAACCUCAUGCUACGUCACUGACAAUGCCGACCUCAUCUUCUUGCGCGACGCCUUGGACAUCGUCCUCCCGAAGCUCGCCGCAGUCAUACAGCGCCUGUCUUCGUUUGCGAUCGAGUACAAGGACCUUCCAUGUCUGGGUUACACCCACGGUCAAGCCGCUCAGCUGGUCACGGUUGGCAAGCGUGCGAGCUUGUGGGUGACCGACUUGCUCCGCAAUCUGCGCACCCUAGAGCAUCAGCGCGAGGAGCUUCUGACUUCCUUCCGUGGGGUCAAGGGAACUACGGGCACGCAAGCCAGCUUCUUGACCAUUUUCAAGGGCGACCACGCCGCAGUCGAGAAACUCGAUGAGCUGGUGACUGAAAAGGCCGGUUUCAAGGAGGCCGAAGUAUCUACCAGUCAAACCUACUCUCGACUGAUUGACGUUGAUGUAUUGCACGCAUUGAGCUCCUUCGGUUGUGCGUGUGAGCGCAUCGGGAGUGAUAUCCGCCACUUGGCUAUGUUCAAGGAGAUCGAAGAACCCUUCGAGCCCGACCAGAUCGGCUCCAGCGCCAUGGCCUACAAGCGCAAUCCGAUGCGAUCGGAGCGCUUAUGCUCUCUCGGCAGAGCUCUGCGGGGCUACAGUGCCAGCGCUGAGCAGACGUACGCCUCACAGUGGCUGGAGCGCAGCUUGGACGACUCCGCUGUGCGUCGCAUCACUCUGCCUGAAUCGUUCCUGUGUGCAGACGCGUGCUUGAUACUGCUGAACAACAUCUCGAAUGGCCUCGUGGUGAACAAAGCUGUCAUUGCCAACCGAAUUGAGCAAGAACUCCCAUUCAUGGCUACUGAGAACGUCAUUAUGGCUCUCGUGGAGAAGGGCAAGUCAAGGCAAGAAGUGCACGAGGAGAUUCGCGUGCUUUCGCAUCAAGCUGGUGCGGUCGUCAAGCAGGAAGGCAAGCCGAACGACCUGAUUGAACGUAUCAAGAACACGGCUUACUUUGAGCCCAUUCUUGCCGAGCUGCCCUCGCUCCUCGAUCCUGCGACAUUCAUUGGGAGAUGUCCACAGAUUGUCGAGAAGCUCGUCAAGGAGAAGGUGAAGCCUGCACUGCAACCGUAUGCUGCAGCUUUGGCGAAUGCCCAAGUCGCGGAGCUGAGCGUAUAACCCAUGUCAUAGAACAUAGAAGCUGAAUCAUUGCCUUGGAUCCGAGUAUACUGACUGCGGCCUCAGCCGUGUUAUGUUAUGUACCGCCUGGAAGCGUACUGUAGAAGCUACAUGUAGGUAACGUAGCCCACCCAUAUCAGUACAUUACGUAUAUAUCUCCAACCCCAAACAUAGCCACAUACCAUCUUCAUCAUUCAUUCUUCCUCCCUCCCUCCCAUCCAUUAACAUAUUCUUCUUUUCCCGAGUAAAAGGAAGAAAAAGAAACCUCACGCCUUCCCUACAAACGGCCACGGAUCAUUCCUUGCCCAAUACAACAACGACCCCCCGACCAUCAAAUAAUUCAACAUUGUCACCCCAUGUGCCCCCGCCAACUCCUGAAUCCCAUACUUUUUCACAAUCGCCGCAUCCGCCAACGAGCUCAUCGCACCAUACAGCACCGCGAACCCCAACGCUUUCCGAUCUCGUGUAUAGCAAGCCAACGUGAGAAUCAGUGCUCCAUUUUGAAUAUUGCGAAAGGAAAUCGCUUGUACGAGUGCUUUUUGCGUUUUUUGAUUCCGAGUCAGCGGAGGAGCUUCUUUGUUUUCUGCUACUGCUGAUGGAGUAUCAAUUUCUACACCGUAGCUUUUGCCAAAUGCUGAUGCGUCGGAGAGGCCGCCUAUGCCGCUGACGAUUAAUUCGGCGCAGCCGACGAGGAUGGCGAGGCAUUCGGCGGGAGGAGGGAGGUUGGUCCAGAGGCUUUCGCCGGGGUAUCUGGUUGCCAUAUUUUUGGUCUUUGGGGGUUAUCUCUUUU
This is a messenger RNA of Sphaerulina musiva SO2202, 2473 nucleotides long. RefSeq names its product adenylosuccinate lyase Ade13. Bases 172 to 1683 code for a protein of 503 amino acids. Gene Ontology annotation, cellular component: cytosol. Gene Ontology annotation, molecular function: N6-(1,2-dicarboxyethyl)AMP AMP-lyase (fumarate-forming) activity; (S)-2-(5-amino-1-(5-phospho-D-ribosyl)imidazole-4-carboxamido) succinate lyase (fumarate-forming) activity. Lineage: Eukaryota; Fungi; Ascomycota; Dothideomycetes; Mycosphaerellales; Mycosphaerellaceae. The transcript has 5 exons. Gene Ontology annotation, biological process: 'de novo' AMP biosynthetic process. The record is from RefSeq and is a predicted model, not a curated record.